Messenger RNA from Cebus imitator (Panamanian white-faced capuchin), 697 nucleotides. Its product is annotated as cyclin-Y-like protein 2. Bases 1 to 327 code for a protein of 108 amino acids. The transcript is spliced from 3 exons. Gene Ontology annotation, molecular function: cyclin-dependent protein serine/threonine kinase activator activity. The record is from RefSeq and is a predicted model, not a curated record. Gene Ontology annotation, cellular component: plasma membrane. Gene Ontology annotation, biological process: regulation of canonical Wnt signaling pathway; regulation of protein kinase activity. NCBI's taxonomy places the organism in Eukaryota, Metazoa, Chordata, Mammalia, Primates, Cebidae.
AUGUCUGUCUCUGAUCUUUCUACCAUUGGAGGUGUAAAGAGUAUUUGUGCCCCGAAUGAGUUGCAAAGGUGGUACUUGGAGCUAAUUAAUUAUAAUAUCCAUGUUGCUCGAAGCACUUAUACCAGGUACUACUUCUCUCUUCGUGACUUGGCGUUCAGGCAUGGCCUGCGUUUGUCAUCUUCCCUUCUUGACAGAGAAAGAGCAUGGGAUCUGAAGGCUUUAUCAAGGAUGGAUCAAGAAGAAAUGUUCUAUACUCUUCGCAAGGCCGGGACUUCGAGUGCUGAUGACUUAAUUCAUCUUCAGCACGCUAAGGCCGUCCUCUCCUGAAGGAAGAAAUGAGGGGUAAUGUAACAUCUGAACCCCUCACCAAAAAAGACAGGAAAAUACCACCUCUCCUGCUAAAUAACUAGAAAAGUUUGUAUUUUCAAAAGAAGAAAUACCUCAUUUCAAGUUAACUCAAGGACAACUGAGAUUGCACUUUAUAGUAAAGAAUGGGACCUUGUCAGGGCAACAGCACAGUCUUACACUCUUGUGUCCCUUUGAAUGUAAACAGAGUUAUAGAAACCACUCCAAUGUGAAGGCUCCCUCUGCCCACUCACAGAUACUUGCAUAGUGUGUUGGCUGAUAGCUGUGAGCUGUGUCAGGCUUUUUUUGUUUUGUUUUCAGAUGAGUCUCUGUUACCAGGCUAGGGGGCAGU